Strongylocentrotus purpuratus (purple sea urchin) is the source of this 1898-nucleotide messenger RNA. RefSeq names its product ribonuclease Oy. Gene Ontology annotation, biological process: RNA catabolic process. Gene Ontology annotation, cellular component: extracellular region. The transcript has 8 exons. Lineage: Eukaryota; Metazoa; Echinodermata; Echinoidea; Camarodonta; Strongylocentrotidae. The record is from RefSeq and is a predicted model, not a curated record. Bases 242 to 1057 code for a protein of 271 amino acids. Gene Ontology annotation, molecular function: RNA binding; ribonuclease T2 activity.
ACAAAAUAAAGAAUAACAAGAUUGAUCGUUUGACCAGUACCUAAGGCUCAAGUAUACUGUUAUGAUGACCAUCAUUCUCAAAUAAAUAGCAGAAUAAAGAGCCCUCAUCAUCAUUAGGUGCUCGAGUCAAGGGCCAUUGCAGAGGGACUACCUAUAGCAGACGACAUCUUCAAAAGAGGCGAUCAAGACCAGUAUCGAAAAGUUAUCGACAGCACAAUUUCAAGAGAUUCUCGGACUGAUUAUGGCGCGCUUUUCUAUUUUGCUUCUUCUGGUUGCGAUAGCUUACGUGCACACCAGCGAAGGCAGAUCCUUCGAAGAAUUUUUACGCCAAGUUUGGGAAGAAGCUGAUUUUGACAAGCUGACAUUGGUUUACCAAUGGGGGCCUUCCUUUUGUGAGAACGGGAGAUGUACCAUCCCAAAUACAGCUAAGAAGAUAUGGACAAUACACGGUCUUUGGCCUUUCAAGAGCAACGUGAAAUCUUCUCCAAUAGACUGUCCAGGAACCUACGACAGUAGUGCUAUCUCUUCUAUACAAACCACGUUGAACGAGAAAUGGCCGAGCUAUAAGACUGGUGGAACCAAUGACGAGUUAUGGAAACAUGAGUAUAUAAAGCACGGUACAUGUGCCAGUGAUUUGACAACGUUUAAUUCUCAACUCAAGUACUUCCAAGGAACCACGGACCUCUAUGACAAAUAUGAUAUAAAAAAAAUCUUGGCAGACGGCGACAAUGCUGUAGCGCCCUCUAACAACCUCAAAUAUCCAUUGGCCUACAUCACUUCAGCCCUGAAGAAGGGCCUUGGCGUCGACCCUAAUGUCUUCUGUGUAGAGAAGAAGACUGUACAGUACCUCUUUGAAGUUCGCCUGUGUUUCGACAAGACUCUCAAGCCAAUCACUUGUGGGAGUGCACUGGUAGGAGGGGUCAAUGCAACCCCCUCAAAAAGGUUGUUUACCCCCCUUUCGACAGCUACAUCACCACUAAAUCCCUGCAGGGAGCAUCCGACGAUCUCGCCUUCCAAUUCCUGCUCGACGUCGUUGAGAUGGGUGCGAGGGAGAUGAUGAUGACGGAGGAAGAAGAAGAUGACGGCAGGCCUUUGUUGGAGACCCUCUUCAAUGACAUGUGGGAAAAGGAAGAAUAAGACGCGGGCUGUCUUUGGAAACUCAGUAACUUCUGUUACAUCUAUUACUAUGGGGAAUAACUCUUAAAGCUAAUUUUGAGCUCUAGUAUGGCACUAAGUCUUUUGGCAAGAAAUUAAUCUACAUUUAACCCUCUCCACCCAGGUAGAAAAUCGAUACAUGGUAGGAAUUUAUCCCUUGUGUGUGCUUUGAGCGCCUUUCGACUAUUAAAGCUAAGGCCAGGAUAAUAAUAUAUGUAUUACUUUGUAGGCGUCUUGAACGGUCGGCUCACUAUACCAUCUGACUACGAUCCGAAUUUGGCCAUAGCAUUUGAUAUGAACAUCCAAACAUUUAAAAUCGUAAUGAUAGAUGAUUUGAAUAGUCAUAUGAUUAAUACAAUCACAGAUUCAUUGGAUCUCACGCUUCCUUGGAGGAAGAAUAGCUAAAUCGUCUCAGAAUUAUAGUGACGUCAUACCAGUAGUACGAUUGUGUAUGAUUCGAUUCGGCUUUUAUUCUGAAUAGAAAGCUUUAAUGCACUAACAUUCCGGUUGUUAGCAUUCUUAUCAUUACUUAGAGCCUACAUCAGGAAGAUGUUGUCUGUUCAGAUUUAUAUAUCUAGUAUAAUUGCAAUUUUUUCGAAAAUUGGAUCGAAGGAAGAUCAGAUAGUGCGCGGUGGGCUUUUAGCGUAAUAUGCGCAUUAUUAAUGUAGCUAUUGUCAUUUUCUUUUACUAACUCAGUUUCAUACUGUUUACCACCUAAGAUUGAAGCUUUUUUUAGUUAGACG